Molecule: messenger RNA, 4730 nt
Organism: Strongylocentrotus purpuratus (purple sea urchin)
Lineage: Eukaryota; Metazoa; Echinodermata; Echinoidea; Camarodonta; Strongylocentrotidae
Product: nardilysin-like
Biological process (GO): proteolysis
Molecular function (GO): metalloendopeptidase activity; metal ion binding
Source: RefSeq, a predicted model, not a curated record
AUUGCAUGCUGCAUCAGGAAAAAAAUAUGGACAAACAUUCCGGCGUUGAAAGUGGUCAGCCUUCUGUUAAUAAAAGCCCAAAUGAUAAGAAAGAUUACAGGGUUGUGAAGCUAGACAACGGCAUAACUGCACUGCUGAUAAAGGAUGUUGACAACACUAACAGCAAGGAAGAUGAUGAGCAUGAUGAUGAAGAACAAGAGAUGGAGGAGGAGGAGACGGAAGGAGAUGAUGGAGCUGGGCUCGAAGGAGGAGAUGGGAACUUAUCUGUGAAGAGGAGGAAGCAGGAAUCCUGCGGUACCGAUGAUGGAGAGAUGGAAGAAGAGCAGGAAGAGGAGGAGGAGGAACUAGAAGGAGGAGAUGAGGAAGAGGAGGAGGGAGAAGAGUCAUCCCAACGAAAGAAACCCAAGAAACAAUCAAAGAUGGCAGCAGCAGCUCUCUGUGUUGGUAUUGGUAGCUUUAGUGAUCCAGACGAUAUCCCGGGGUUUGCUCACUUUCUAGAACACAUGGUGUUUAUGGGGAGUGCUAAGUAUCCCGAUGAGAAUUCUUUUGAUGCCUUCAUCACGAAACAUGGCGGUAGCGACAAUGCCUCAACAGGAUUUGACAAAACCGUGUUUCAGUUUGAGGUCCAGAGGAAGCACUUUCAAGAAGGUCUAGACAGGUUUGCUCAGUUCUUCACCGAGCCUCUUCUCAAGGAAGAUUCGACAGACAGAGAGCUAGAAGCAGUGGAUAGUGAGUUUCAGAUGAGUGUACAGAACGACUUCCAUCGUAAGCAGCAGAUGAUGAGUGUGUUCUGCAGGGAGGGGCAUCCUAUGGGAAAGUUCACUUGGGGUAACUCUAAAUCCCUGAAGCUCGACCCUGCUGCUAAGAGCAUCAAUGUUCAUGAGAGACUGAAGCAGUUCAGGAAACGGAUGUACUCGGCUCAUUACAUGACACUGGUGGUCCAGUCAAGAGAUUCUCUGGAUGAUUUGGAGCUUUGGGUGAGGGAGGCAUUUAGCAAUGUCCAGAACAAUUCUUUGGAGAGGCCCUCCUUCACAUCCUGUGGUCAGCCGUUCCAACAUGAGAAAUUCCACAAGCUUUACAAAGUUGUACCAGUCCAAGAUCAGCAUACCCUGGACCUGACAUGGUCCAUGCCCUCUCAACAGAAACACUACAGAUGCAAACCUCUUCACUAUCUUGGCUGGCUGCUAGGCCAUGAAGGAAAAGGAAGCAUUAUGGCUCUUCUCAAGAAACGAGCUCUGGCAUUGAGGUUGUACUGUGGUAACUCAGAGAGCAGUACCGAACACAACGAGACGUAUGCUGCGUUCAGCUUCAAUAUCGUACUGUCAGACGAGGGCCUGAAGAGAGUGGAUGAGGUGUUGGUGAUUAUCUUUCAAUAUAUCAACAUGCUGCUCAAGGAAGGCCCACAGAAGAGAAUAUUUGAUGAAAUCAAGAUAGUGGAUGACAAUGUCUUCAGGUUCUUCUCAGAGAUGGACCCUAUAGACAACGUAGAGGACAUGUCAGAGAGGAUGCACCUGUACCCCACAGAGGAAUACAUUACAGGCCCUCUAAUACAGACAGAAUACAAUGAGCAGCUGAUCAGGGACUGCACCAAUCCCCUGUCUCCAGACACAGCCAACAUCAUCAUCUCGUCCAAAGAGUUUGUUGGUAAGACGGAUCAGAAGGAGGAGUGGUUCGGAACCGAGUUCAUCGUCCAAGACGUCCCAACUGAGUGGAAGGCAAAGAUGAAGAAUGCUGGUUUGAACCCUGAUCUGUACCUGCCGACACCCAAUAAAUUCAUUGCAACUGAAUUUGACCUGAACAAGCCUGAUGUACCAGACACAGAUUACCCAACAUGCAUCUUGGAUACAGAGCACAGCAAGCUAUGGUAUAGACGAGAUACCAAGUUCAGCAUGCCCAGAGCAUCCAUGUACUUUCACUUCAUGACCCCUCUGGUCAACCUCUCACCCAAACACGCCGUGACCUUUGACCUGUUUGUGUGCCUGUUGGAGCAUCAGUUGACGGAGACGGCGUACGAGGCUGAGGCGGCCGAGCUGAGCUACACACUGAAGGCCUUGGAGAGUGGGCUUGAAAUCAAACUCUACGGUUUUAAUCACAAGCUUCCACUUCUGUUUGAGACUAUCGUGGAUGUUAUCGCAAAUUUCACCUUCUCUCAAGAAAUGUUUGUGGCUGUGAAGGAAAACCUGAAGAAUUCUUACCAUAACUACAUCCUCAAGCCAGCCAAAGUCUGCAGGGACUUGAGACUGUCCAUCCUUCAGAAGGUCAAGUGGACAGCGAUGGACAAGGACAGGGUUGUCCAAGCGGUCAGCUCGACGGACGUUAUGAACACGGCCAAAGACUUCCGUUCCAGGUUUUUCUUUGAGGCAAUGGUGCAGGGCAAUUUCUCCUCAAAGGAGUUCAUCAGCCUAGAGCAGUACCUCCGGGAGAAGCUCAGCUUUGCACCCAUCCCCAAAUCGGAGAGACCUGUCACCAGAGUGAUGGGCGUGCCAGGGGGCCACACCCUGAGAUGGAAAGCAUACAACCAGUCCGAUGCUAACACCGUCAUCACAAACUACUUCCAGGCUGGUCCUGGGACCGUCAGGAGUCUCAGUGUUCUUGAUGCGCUCAUGACUGUCAUGGAAGAGCCCUGCUUCAACAUUCUGAGAACACAGGAACAAUUAGGGUACACAGUUAAUGCAUCAAUGAGGAACACCUUUGGAAUUCUGGGCUUUGCCAUUUCAGUCAACACACAAGCAAACAAAUUCAGUGCCAGCUAUGUUGACGGUUGCAUGGAUGCCUUCCUAGUGACGUUCAGUGAUCAGCUGGAUCAGAUGAGCGAAGAGGACUUCAGGACCCAGGUGGAAGGUUUGAUCAACAUCCUUCAGUGCGAGGACUCGUCCCUCCUGGAAGAAUCGGACAGGAACUGGAGCUAUGUUCUCAACCAGGAGUAUACCUUUGACAGGAUACACAAGAAGGUUGAGGUUCUGCGAUGUUUGACGUUAGCUGAUAUUAAGACAUGCUUCAGGGAGCACAUCCAGGGCGGGACUAACUUCCGCAAACUGAGUGUUCAGGUCAUUGGUUACGGUGAGCACGAGAAAAGCAACCCCAUAAACGCUUCCACCAAUGGAGAUACAGAAGUAGAUGACAUCGCAAUCACAUCAGCCAAUCAGAUUGCAGAUGAGAUAGAUGCAGCCAAUCAGGGAUCAGUCCAUUCAAAAUUGGACCAAUCAGAGUCGAGAGUUCUACCACAGGAUGAGGGCGUGUCAGGGGCGUGUAUAGCAGACAUCAGGACAUUUAAACAAGAUUUAUCGGUUCUUCCAAUCAGUAAGAUAGAUCGUUGAUGAAGGCCUAUGAUUUAGACUAGUAAGGUAGUUUACUUAUUUAGAUGAGGAGAUAUGUGGAUAUAUAUUUGGUCAAAUUGGAGAAUUUUUGCAACAUAUUUAUGAUGGGAAUGCAGAAAUCCUUCCUCUUUUUAUCAAUCCAGGGUGGUCAACAAACAAACAUAAUUACAAUUUAGAGGAGUACCGGUAUGAACUAAUGCAUGAAGUGCAGAUUCCCUUGCGGCCCAGGUGCAACUUUGAAGUUUUUAGAUGCUCUAAAGUACAAUCUGGACAUUAUUUUGAAUUAUUUUCAACCAAAUAACUCAUAUUUCUUCCUAGUAAUUGUUGAGAAUGGCUUUGAUUUUUUGAUUAAAAAAAAAAAAAUCAUGUUUCCAUUAAAAUUUUAGUCUGUAUUUGAUUUCCAAACCAGUUAUUGUAAAAUUUCAAACCCUCUGCCGUUACAUGUUAAAGCUACAUAGUAUUCUGUGUCCAUGUGUAUUGGUUCGUAAUUCGCUGACACCAGAUUGGGUUGAAUUACCAAUUAAUGUGUCUGUGUGUGCAAAGAUCUCUGAAGCAUUGAACCCGUGGUCCCACCGGAAACUAAUCCAACUUGCCUUCCUAUCUCAAGGGUGAGGGAAAUUUGAUAUUAUGAGAAUUCUAUAUGGCGAUAGACUAGGCACGUGUGCUAACAAGACUUGUCGGUGGUAAAAGUGAAGUCCAUUCUAGGUGACUGACAACACCUGUUAUUGGGUAAACACUAGAAUGGUGUCUAAUUCCCCAUGAAAGCACACUACUAUGUGUCUUUGAAACCCCUUGUAGAUCACCCUGCCAUCUCUUGUAAGUCUCUUCUCUCUGUCUCUUUGUCUGUCUGUCUGUCUCUGUUCGUCACUGUCUCACUUUCUCUCGUUCUAUAUGCCAGUGGCAGUUUUCUUUGUCUUCCACUUCCGUUGAUAUUUCUAGUGUAACACACUGGAAGGAAUGAAAUAAUCUAGUACCCACAGUCUAUAGCAUACCUCUCAGAUUUACAUGUAGCAAUAGACCGUUUACUAACAUAUUUAAAUUAAUGGAUGUUUCUUUCCUGGGGACCUAGUGACAAGUUAUUCCAUUCACCUGUCAUUAAUGAAUGAACUUUAAUACUCAGAAUCCAGUCUACUUAUGUUACUUGUUACUAUGUCCGGUUAGCCUCAGGCAAGCUUUCUGGUUGAAUGACAACCUUUACUUUAAAAAGUAUGCAUACAAUUUGAAUAUGUUAUUAAACAGGUCUUGUCUAUUAUAAAGUAUUGAAUUGUAUAGUGUUGGUCUACAGUGAUGUUGGGAUUUAAAGCUGUAUAAUGCUUGGCUCAAAAUAAUUUCUGGAAGUUUAAUUUCUCAAACUAUUGCCCUUGAUAAAUUGGCCAAAUUAGAAAAUCUGUACCAAUGUAUCUAUGAUUGUAA